Messenger RNA from Bactrocera latifrons, 1449 nucleotides. It is a transcript of the gene Gr33a, whose product is annotated as gustatory and pheromone receptor 33a. NCBI's taxonomy places the organism in Eukaryota, Metazoa, Arthropoda, Insecta, Diptera, Tephritidae. Gene Ontology annotation, cellular component: membrane; neuronal cell body; axon. The transcript is spliced from 5 exons. The coding region runs from base 1 to 1449 and encodes 482 amino acids. Gene Ontology annotation, biological process: sensory perception of taste. The record is from RefSeq and is a predicted model, not a curated record.
AUGAUCCAAGUUGAGGUACUUUUUUCAAUACUAUUUGGCUUGGUGCCGUUCAAUCGUACGGAAUUUGACUCAAAUCUCAUUGUGGACUAUAGCAUCGUACUUGUUAUGCCAGUUUUCUACGUCUUUUGCUACUAUUAUGUCAACUUUCACCCACAAAGCAUCUUUAAAUUGACCGAAUGCAACAGUAUUUGCAACUUUAGCGGUAAACUGCUGAUGCAUUUGGGUUGCUUUUUAUAUUUAAGCAUUUAUUUUCUAACGUUACUGCGUCAGAAAAAGUUCUACAUAGAGUUUGGCAAAAGACUAUAUGAAAUCGAUGAAUUAUCGGAAAAGUGUAUCCAGUUGGUUGGUAAUCGCAAUAAGCUGUUUGUGGCAAAAACGAAGCGCUUAUUUUAUUUGACCUGGAUAAUACUAUUGGCAACAUUCGCAUUCGCAAUAUUCUUUGAUGUGAGCCAUAUUUUCGACUACUAUGGUCCAUAUUGUUUUCUAACAAAUAUGGUCUUAACAUUUCCAUAUGUUGCCGGCAGCAUAGUACAGGGUAUGUUCGCAUCCUAUGUAUCGGUGAUUUCGGAGCGUUUCUCCACGCUAAAUGUGCUCUUCGAAAAAAUCAAUCAGGAAAGUGAGAAGAAGAAUUCACCGAUUGCCGUUAUGGAUAUUGAAAGUGAUACUAGAAAGGACAGCAGCAGAGGUCCAGCAAUUAUUAGUGAAUUGUCAAAGCGAAAAACAGCUGGUUUGCAGCAGAAAAACGCAAAAUUAGAUGAUUUGAGCAACAAUGAUAGUGAUUUCGCUGAGGAGGAUGACUCGGCAGAUGAUGCGUAUAGCUUUGGGGAAUAUGAUGAGACGCGCUCAAGUGAUGGCAAGACCUCCGAAAUAAAUUUGCCCAGCCUCUUUAAAUUACACGACAAGAUACUCUCACUGAGCGUUUUGGUGAAUGCGGAGUUUGGCGCCCAGUGCGUACCUUAUAUGGCGGCCUGCUUUGUUAUCACCAUAUUCGGCAUAUUUCUAGAAACCAAGGUCAUGUUUAUUGUUGGUGGCAGAAACGAACUCAUGGACUAUGUGAUCUAUCUCUAUGUCAUAUGGAGUUUCACCACCAUGAUGGUCGCUUACUUCGUUUUGCGUUUAUGCUGCAACACGAAUGCGCACUCCAAGCAAUCGGCCAUGAUCGUACACGAGAUUAUGCAGAAGAAACCGGCCUUUAUGCUGGGCAAUGAUAUCUACUAUAAUAAAAUGAAGGCGUUCACAUUGCAAUUUCUACAUUGGGAGGGUUACUUCCAGUUCAAUGGCAUUGGCCUGUUCGCGUUGGAUUAUACCUUCAUCUUCUCGACGGUGAGCGCGGCCACUUCCUACUUGAUUGUGUUGUUGCAAUUUGACAUGACAUCGAUUUUGAAAUUAGAGGGUCUUACACCGAGAGUAUUGACACCAGAUGCAAACGCAGCGGCAGAUAAUUCUUAA